This is a messenger RNA of Scylla paramamosain (green mud crab), 11146 nucleotides long. RefSeq names its product TATA-binding protein-associated factor 172-like (gene Hel89B). Gene Ontology annotation, molecular function: DNA binding; ATP-dependent chromatin remodeler activity; TBP-class protein binding. The record is from RefSeq and is a predicted model, not a curated record. Lineage: Eukaryota; Metazoa; Arthropoda; Malacostraca; Decapoda; Portunidae.
CGAGACGUCCCUCAGUAUAAAUACGACCAUGGCGGAGAGUGGAGGUGGCGUAAUAAAGCUUAAAUAUCCACCUUACUUGAGGGGUUUAAAGGGCCAGGAGGGGUUUAAAUCACUCCUAGCGUAUGGUUUUAAUAAUUACCGGUGUCACAGGAAAGACAGACACCUCCGGUACGAGUGUUUGGAAAGGAAACACUGCGAAAUAUGGCCAUGCUUUGACCCCACUGGAAUAUUAUGAGCGAGUUAAGUGCUAGAAAGCCUUUUACUAAAUGGUUCAUAAGUGGGAGUAUUUAAAUGUCCUGUGUGCUGUGAGUGAAGGGGAGGAGUGAGGGGAGGUGUUUGAGUGCGGGGAGGAGAGGAAGUGGAAGGAAAUGCAGUACUGUGUUGCAAAGGAGUGUGCAGUGAGAGUUGAGAGUCAUAUAAACACCCUCUCACACUCCCACACUGACCCAUGAGAGCCACCCACCCCAUACACCCACUGAGAUGUCCACCAGACUUGAUCGGCUCUUUGUCUUGCUGGAGAAUGGAGGCUCAGGAGUCACACGCGGGGCAGCAGCACAGCAGCUUGGGGAGGUGGUGCGUCUACACCCACAGGAGCUGUCUUCACUGCUCGGCCGUGUCCAUGGCCUUCUGACAUCCAAGUCAUGGGACGUGAGGAUAGCAGCAGGACUGGCAGUAGAGGCAAUUGUCAGUAAUGUGCCAGCAUGGGAUCCCUCCCCAGUGCCUUCCUCAGGAGUGUUGGGGGAAGACACUACUCGGGUCAACCCUCCUCGGCUUUCUCUCCAUGCCUUCAGCAUCAAGCGAGUUCUGGAGCGUGGUGCUGUGCUUAUGGCGGCAGAUGAGAGGCUCUUCACUGCCACACAGGACGAGAACACACCCACAGACCCCAGCAUGCGUCUGGCCCAGCAGCAGCGCCUGGUGAACCAGCGGCUUGGUCUGGAUGUGGCUGAGGCUGUGGGUGUGGAUGUGCGUGGCAUCGUGUCCCCUGAUGAUCUGACGUCAGGCGUGGAGCAGGAUGGCUUGGGUGUGGUAACUGGCCAGGGGAAGGACUCUGUUCUGAGCAUAGUGAGGAAGGAGAUCAAGUCUGCACGGCUGAUGCUCAGUUCACGGGAGCUGAAUCGAGCGCGCAGGAAGGCAAAGCUGAUGGCUCGGCAGAAGUCUGUUGACGUGUCUGAGUGUGUUGGAGAAGACGAACCAGAACCCAAGAGGCUGUGUGUGGAGGACACCAUGGUGGCUGGGGGCAGUGAUGAUGAGGAUCGCAUGGUGGUGGAUGAGGGCUCCCCAGGGCUGCCUGAUGGGGGAUGUGAGUGGCCUCUGGAAACUUUUUGUAACACUCUGGCAGCCGACCUGUUCAGCAUGUCAUGGGAGACUCGGCAUGGUGUAGCCACAGCACUGCGGCACAUCAUUAGAGUGCAAGGCCGAGGGGCAGGAAGGGCCAAGUACCACACCAAACAGCAGAUGGAGAACAGUCACCAGGCGUGGUUGGAAGACAUGGCAGUGCGGCUUGUGUGUGUAUUAGCACUGGACCGCUUUGGUGACUUUGUGUCAGACCAAGUGGUGGCGCCUGUGAGGGAGACAUGUGCUCAGACUAUUGGUAGCAUAUUGCACCUGAUGAGUGAGGAGGGGGUGUAUGGGGUGCUAGGUUUGCUGGAGGAAAUGCUGUGCUGGCAGGGAUGGGAGACCCGCCACGGGGGACUACUGGGACUCAAGUAUCUCCUUGCUGUGAGGGAGGACUUACACACGUGCCUUCUGCCCCGCAUCUAUCCCCACAUUUACAGAGGACUUCUAGAUGAGAUGGAUGAUGUAGUAGCAGUGGCAGCUUCAUGUUUGGUCCCUGUGGCGGCCAGUGUGGUGGAGAAGUUAAAGGUUGAGACAGUAGGGUGUCUUGUUGCCACGCUUUGGGAUGCUCUCUUGGAUAUUGAUGACCUGACAUCAUCCACAAGCUCAGUGUUGAUGCUGCUUGCCAGGCUGAUGGCGCAUCCAGUGGGACACGGCAGCUUGAAAAGUGACUUGAGCCAACUGGUGCCAAGACUGUGGCCUUUCCUCUACCACACAAGCAGCACCGUGCGAGGCUCAGCACUCAAGACUCUAGACACACUCACUGCAUGCACUGAUUGUACUGCCUCCACUUCCACCAAUACCACCACCACACAGCCACAGUCUUCUCCUAAGAUAACCUCAGAGACUUGCACUACCACACCACCAGAGCCAAAUGCUGCCACCAACAACACCAGCACCUCAGAACAAAAACAGACAGAUACCACCACAGAAGUGAAAUCUGACGCCACUGCCACAGACAAAGAAAGGACUGCGGGUGAUGCAGAUGAGCCUCAGAUAAAAAAGGAAUGCGAGGAUAAAAGUGAGAUGUGCCAGUCGAGCCAAGACACUGGUGAGUCACCUAAGGAAGUGCCAAAUGCAAACAAGAAAGAGUGUGUGGCAGUGAAAAGUGAGAAUGGGAUCAAAAGUGAAGAAUGCAAUAAGGACAUGCAACCUGAUAUUACGGAAAAUGACAUGUCCCUAAGUGGUGGUAGUGAGAAAAAAGUCAAGUUUGAAGUGGUGACCAAAGACGAGAAGGAGAAAGAUCAGGAAAGAUCAAGUGCUAAAUGUAACUGGCUGCACCCAAUCAUCCAGCCUCUGCUCACACAUGUCUACCAGCGAGCGUUACUAGAGGAUGCCCAUGAAAACCUUAGUCUUGUCUUCAAGAUAUGGACACAGGUGUUGAGAUGCAUCCCCCUGGCACAGGUGCUGCCAGUGGUGUGUCCUCUGGUGGCCCAGUGGUUGUGUCUCUCCAUGACCAGCCAUAAGAUGGCUAUGGAACCCUCACUGCUGCUCCUGGCACACCACAACAAGUCAAGUGAAGGGCGCAAGGUGAGGAUAGGGGGAGAGCCAUCAGAGCGAAUGGAGGCAAAAUACUACCUGGGAGGCUGUGAUCAACACAAUGACGUGACGGAGAAGCUGCGUGUGGUGACGAGGGCAAGAUGUGCUGCUGCCAGGUUGCUUGGGUCUUUGUCAUGUGUUGUGAGCCAACCAAUGCCAGGCCUAGAGUAUCCCCCGGCUGAGGGUCCAAUGGAGUGCUAUGCCAAGCUCCUCGUGGCCCACCUUGCCUCCCGCUCAGCCCUCCAGCGCUUUGGGGCAGGCGCUGUGUCCAGGGCUUGGGCAGCCACCCAGCCCCCACACCCAUGUCCACCUAUACUCCAGCUGGCUCUGCAGACUUGCCUCACUGAAGUUGUGUAUUAUGAUGAGAUUGCUCUGUCCUUCACUAGGCUGCAGCAGGAGACUCAGGACUUUAUGGCCAUGCUGAGACACUACAAGCUGCCCCUUGAUCCUGCUCUCUCUGCUGCUCCAGUACUCACUCUUGAACAGAUUCAGACAUUGAGUGGUCAGACGGCUCUCAAUCUCUUCUCGAUGGGCCGCCUCCGUCCCAAGGUUCUGGCAACGCUGGAAGAGAGACGCAAGGCCAUACAAAGCAGUGUGUCCCAAACAUCCAGUGAUCAACUUACUCUGGCCACCACUACCCAGGCCAUCAUUGCUGGUGCUGUGGUGCAGUUUGAAGCUCUUCCUGCCAAGUUGAACCCUGUCAUCAAGCCCCUUAUGGAUAGCAUCAAGAAAGAGAAGAAUGAACAGCUACAGGGUGUGUCAGCUGAGGACCUCACCUGCCUGCUGGAGAUGUGUGCUACACGGUCAAGUGGACCCAACCCAAAAAUUGUCAAGAACUUGGCAAACUUUCUGUGUGUGGAUCAAGAGUACACUCCACGAGUCAUGGAAAGUGAAAGCCAGGACACUGACCACCAGCACCACAUCUUUUCUUUGUCUUCACAACUCAAGUCAACAGAACGUCAACUGUUACGGCGAUCAUCUUCACUAUCUGGCCGGCCCCCCUGGCCGUCCCCCCGGCCAGUGCAAAGAAGGAGGAUGCAGCUGACUUGUCAGAGACCAUUUUGGAGAAUGAGCUCCAGCAUGCAGCAGAGGCAGCGGCGGGGUUGUACACUUGCUCUGCAAAACAUCACUCGUCACUUCAGCUCAGCCCUUCCUCAAAAGGUGCCACAAUUGUGGCAGAUGCUGACUGGCCCACUGGAACACACCACUAGUUCCAAAAAUGAUAGCUCAUCAUCAGCUCCUACUAGUGCAUCUAUAGAAUCCAAUUCAGAGUCUUCAAGGUCUGAUAAGGGACCAUUAAAGUCUUGCAUAGGAUCUGUAAAUUCCAAUGCACAGUCCUUGGAGUGCAGGUCAGGGUCUGUGGAGAGUGGCUCAGUGGUUCAAGAACAAAGUGCCAAAUCAUUACCUGUGAAUCAAGAGAAUAGCCAGGAGGCUGUUAAUUGGCUACAACUCAUGGAGGUGGUGGUGUCAGCCCUGGACUCAGCUCUUGUGGAGCAGUUGGGGAAGCAGGCAGGAAUGUUGGAACCAUGGCUAUACCAUGUCAAUGCAGCAGUGCGGCAUAUGGCUGCCCGUGUCCUUGGGGCCCUGGCAGUGGCUCUCCCUGUGACCACAUUGACCCAACUAGUGGAACUUGUGGUCCCAGAACUGUCAAGCCUUCACUGCAUUGCACGACGGAGAGGAGCUGUAGAGGCCAUCCACUGCAUUAUCCAGAAACUUGGCUUUGAUGUUGUGCCUUAUAGUGUGCUGCUGAUUGUGCCUUUGUUAGGGUGCAUGAGUGACCCUGACACCAGUAUUCGGCUCACUGCCACUCAGUGCUUUGCAACACUCAUCCGUCUGCUGCCGCUUGAGGGGGGCAUACCUGACCCACCUUCCAUGAGUGACCGUAUGCUGAAGCAGAAAAAGAGAGAAAGGGAGUUCCUGGAAAGGCUUUUGGACCCUUCCAAGAUUGCAAACCACAGCAUCCCUAUUCCCAUCCAUGCUGAACUACGUAGUUACCAACAGAGUGGUGUGAACUGGCUGGCUUUCCUUAACCAGUACAAGCUUCAUGGAAUCCUGUGUGAUGACAUGGGCCUUGGUAAAACCCUGCAGUCCAUCUGUAUCCUUGCCAGUGAUCAUUACAUUAAGGAGAAAGCCAGAGUGGAGGCGAGUGAAGGUGUUGGCGGGAGUGAUCUUCCACCCAUUCAGUCCCUGGUGGUGUGCCCGCCCACCCUCACCGGCCACUGGGUGUAUGAAGUGCAGAAGUUUGUGGACUGCAAAUACCUCAAUCCUCUCCAUUACACAGGGCCACCAGUGGAACGGUACAGGCUGCGAAAGUUCAUCGCAGAUCACAACUUGGUGGUUGCAUCUUAUGACAUUGUGAGGAAUGACAUAGACUUCUUCUCCCUCAUCAAGUGGAACUAUGUCAUUCUUGAUGAGGGACACGUUAUCAAGAAUAGCAAAACCAAGUCUUGCCGUGCCAUCAAGCAGCUCACUGCACAGCACCGACUGAUCCUGUCUGGCACUCCCAUCCAAAACAACGUGCUGGAGCUGUGGUCUCUCUUUGACUUCCUGAUGCCCGGGUUCCUGGGUAGUGAGCGGCAGUUCAUGGCUUGUUACUCCCGGCCAAUUCUACUUGCUCGAGAUCCCAAAAGUUCCAGCCGAGACCAGGAGGCCGGGGUGUUGGCCAUGGAGGCUCUGCACCGCCAGACACUGCCAUUCCUCCUGCGUCGUGUGAAGGAGGAUGUGCUGAGUGACCUUCCUCCUAAGAUUACACAGGACUACUACUGUGAACUGAGUCCCCUGCAAGAAGAGCUGUAUGAAGACUUUGCCCGCACCCAGGCCAGCCAGAGCAUCAGUGACACCCUUCGCAGCUCCAGCCGUUCAUGGGAGGACACCAGCCCGUCCUCCAAGCCACAACACACUCAUAUUUUCCAGGCUCUUCAGUACCUGAGAAAGGUGUGCAACCACCCCAAGCUGGUGUUGAAGGCUCGUCACCCAGAGUAUGAGCGCAUCACUGCCAAACUGAAAUCCUGCAACUCCUCUCUCUCUGACAUAUCCCAUGCAGCCAAACUUCCUGCAUUGAAACAGUUACUUCUGGACUGUGGCAUUGGCACGAGUGGCAACGGCAGCAACGGUGAUGGUGUCAUUGUGUCUCAGCACCGAGCUCUUAUUUUCUGCCAGCUGCAAGGCAUGUUGGACAUCAUUGAGCAUGACCUUCUCAAGGCUCAUUUGCCAAGUGUCACUUACCUGCGGCUGGAUGGGGCAGUGCCAGCAGGAGCACGGCAAUCACUGGUUCAGCGUUUCAACAGUGACCCGUCCAUUGACUUGCUGCUCCUCACCACGCAGGUCGGAGGGCUUGGUUUGAACCUGACUGGUGCUGACACAGUAAUUUUUGUGGAGCACGACUGGAACCCCAUGAAAGACCUGCAGGCAAUGGACCGGACCCAUCGCAUUGGCCAGAAGCGAGUUGUCAAUGUGUAUCGCCUAGUGACACAAGGCACACUGGAGGAGAAGAUCAUGGGGCUCCAGAAGUUCAAGAUGAUGACUGCCAACACAGUGAUAAGUCAGGAGAACUCCAGCCUCAUGAGCAUGGGAACCAGUCAGCUGUUUGAUCUCUUCACUCUGGACUCGGGGAAGGCUGGCAUUGGCCAGGAGUCAUCCAGCACUGCCUCCACAAAGUCACACACACUGGGUCUUGGAGCAGCAGGAGCCAAGGCAGUGUUGGAGAGUCUGCCUGACCUCUGGGAUGAAGAUCAGUAUGAGAGUGAAUAUGACUUGGAUGCAUUCAUGUCUGCUCUUAAGAAACCUGCAUCCAGCUAGUCACAUAGGCCUUACAGUGUGAACUGCAACAAAGGGAUGCAUAGGGACUGGUGGGAGUGGAGGGAAAGAAUGGUGAUAGAGGGGAAGAUGGGGUUUAGUGAAUUAUAAGACAUGUAAUUCUGAGAGGACUUUUUUUUUCAGGACUCUGAUGUAUUUUACUAUUUUACUAUCUCUUCUGACACUGUUCCUUGGAUGUCUUUUAGGCUCCACCACAACAGAACAGUCUAAACCUGCUACACAUCGUAUGUGUAUGAUAGUUUUCUUGCACUCUCAUUCUCUUUGCCUCAUACACUCUUAUUUUACUUUGGGUCUUUCUGUCACAUCUAAAGCAUUUACUUAGCUGUUGAUUCUUCUCUAUAUGAUUUCAUUCAUAUUCACUCCCUCUCAGUCACCAGACCAUCUCAGGAUAUUACACUCUACCACUUCUCUGCUCCACAUUGCCACCCUCUCUGAAAAGACAACCAAACCAUCUAUCUACAUAUAUGUAUAUUCUUUCAUUGCUCCACAUAACAUUCACUUUUUUGGAUAAGUCAUUUUCAUUCCUCAGAUCCUUGACCAUUGCUUUUCAUUCCAUUUUCCAGGUUCACCAGAAUAUAUCUUUGUGAUGUUCUUGAUUUUAUUUUUAUUGUUGUUAUUUUACACCUUGCUCUUACUCCUUGCUUUUAUCAUGCACAUCUUAAUGAUCCUGCAGUUUUUCUUGCUUGCAAACAUCUAUCAUUGUCCUCAGAGGGAGACAACAAUGCUUACACCAGAUCAAAUUUGUUUAAUGCAACUCAUUCCCUUUCAUUAUUCAUCAUUACAUGUAAAGUCAACUUCCUCACUCUCUUCUUUCCCAAACUUGCCACUUUGCUUUAUAUUUGCACAUAUUUUCAGAUUUCGUGUUCAACAAACAGUAUUAAACUUUAUACAUUUUCUGUAAAUGCUUUUAAAUCUUAGCUGUCAGCCAUCACUAGCAUUACCUGCGGGAGAGUACCACAUUCAUUUCCCCCAGGUCAUUAUCAUCUGUGCCAAUUUACACUCGUUAUUACCAGCUUUUGCUUUCAUUUCUCCUACAGGUUCAUUCAUGAACAGAAGGAAAAGGAAAAUGUCAAGCUGAUGAAAUGGAUUCUUAUAUCAUAUCCGCAUACUGAGCUUUCUAUUUCAGUAUGUGUUUGUUCUUUCUUUAUUUCAUCAUUAGCUUCCAUGAAUGCAAUACACCUUCCUCUUUUGCUAAUGUCAUUCAAUGAUUAUCUAGAUUUAAGAAUGAUUUAUGCAUCUUGUCCUCUUUUUAUUUUAAUCAAAAAUUUUCUCACUAUCAACCAAAGUUUUCCUUCCAUAAAAGUACCUCUCUUCUCACCAAUUUGUGUGGAGUCUGUUAUUGCUAUCAGCGAAAUCAACUCCAGUAAUAUCCUAACUUCUGUUUUUGAUAUCAUGAAUUUGUCAUUAAACUAAUGGAACUUAUUACUGGGAUGAGUGAUUUCCAGUUUAACACCAUCAUUCUUCCUUCUAAAAAUAAGAGGAUUUUUUCUCCACAUGCAAGGUAGACUGUACAUCUCUUGUGAGAAGUGUAUUGUUCUUUGGUAGUAAAAUUUGAUUUUAUGAUUAUGUUGUAAAGAAGCUGCAGUGUACUUAAGGAAUAUAGUGAAAUGAUACACAUUACAUCUACUGUGUGAAAUGCCCUAAUGAAUGAGACAUUGUGAAGCACAGUUAGGACAGUGAAAUAAUGAGAAUGGUAAAGUGUGUUACUUUAGCAAUGUUUUCUAAAAACAUUUUACAUAUUUGGCGGCUGCCUGUAUGUGUUUGUUGAUGUAGAGGUUGAGAUAUGAAGGGUGCUGGUAGACAGGACUGAAUGGGAGUGCCUUGUCUUGGCUAUGCCUUUUUGCAGAGAAUGUCAACAUGUUAUAUAGAUAGAGAUAGAUGAGAAAGUUUAUAUUAUACUGAAGUACUGGUAUUAACCCAAUAUCAGCAAUGAGCUUUGGAAUCAGUAUACAAAGUAUUUGUCUUUAUAUCAGGUUGACAUCUCUGAGGGUGAUAGAUCAUGUGUCUACAAAACAUGCAUUCAUCACAAGUGUCAGCAAAAAAAAUUGGUAUUUGUACAUUCUUUAUUAUCAGUUUAAUGUUGUUAGGUUGAAGUAAUAUAACAGUGUUUUGGCAUUCUUUAUUAUUGACUUAAUUUUGUCCGUUAAAAUAAUGCCAGAUCUCUACUUCUGAUUCUCUUAGUGUGUCAGUCCUACUGUCCCAUUAUCAGAUUUACUUUGCAUUUAUUUCCAUGUGCCAGAAUUGGUUAAGUUUAUGCUGCAUUUCUCAGUCUUUAUUUGUACUUAAAUAAUUUCUCAAAUGUGUGUGUUUAUAUAUUUAUGUAUAUAACAGGCUAACACCACCAUCACACCCCAUUCAUUCCCUGCUCACCCAGUCCUAAGAACACACACACACACACACACACCAGAAUUAACCUUGUACAAAUGUAUGCUGGAGUAAGAUAAGAUGAUCAAAUGUUCAUUAUGGGUAUGGUAAUUAUACAGUGAACCAUUGUAAUACAGUAAAACCUCUGUGAUGCACCAGGUGAGGGAAGUCUUGGGUCAUUAUAUCCAAAGUUCCUUGUAUUUGAGGCUGAACCUUCUUCCUAUAUAACAAAAUCAUAGAAAAAGGGAAUUAUCUAAUAUUCAUGCUAUACUUGUUAGAUAUUUAUUUAUAUAUUAAGCUAACAUUCUUGUUAAAGGGUGAAUAAUCAAGACAAGCUAUCUGCAGGCAUACUUUCACCUGUAGUCCCUCAUAUCUUAUCUUGGUCUCCAAGAAAGACAGGACUGAUCAUCGCCAUGUAUGUAGGGUGUUGAAAUGGUGUGGGCAGGUUGAGGAGGGAGAGGGAAAGAAGUGAUGGUAAGAAAGAGUUUACAUUCCCUCCAAAACUGCAAACACUGCACAUACUUGUCAGAUGUGUGGAUCAAAGAAUUGGUAUGUGGAUGUGUGUUCAUUUUGCUUUUAAAAAGUAAUCACAUACAGAAUUUGUUAUAUAGCGGUUCAUUGCAUAGAGGUUUCACUGUAUCGUAAUGUCAAUAAUGCUCGUGUCAAGUCUUUCAUAAUACAGGCAUUCCUUGAGAUCUGAGUAUUUGAAACAAAAAGAUGUAUUUACAUUUCUAAGUAAGGAGCCAUUACAGUGACUCUUUUGAAACAAAAAGAUGUAUUUACAUUUCUAAGUAAGGAGCCAUUACAGUGAAUCUUUUGAAACAAAAAGAUGUAUUUCGAUUCUAAGUAAGGAGCCAUUACAGUGCCAUUAAGCACAAGCAGUAUUCUCUGGCAUCUUGCUACCAAGUGAUGCCAAUAGUGGUGACAAAAACAAAGAUACAUGUACUGGCAGCAAAAGGACAAUUAUACACAACUACCCAUUUGCUUCCAUAGAGCCAUCAGGAUACUUCAAAUGAUAACAUAAUACUUAAAGAUGUAAGAAAUUUGUUUGUGUGACAUGGGCCUAUGUGAUCCCACUUGAUGCACAUUUGUUCACCUGAUGCAGUAUUACUAAGUGAAGACUUUGAAUGAGCUCUUGAAAAGCAAAGAACUGAGAUUAGUUGCACAUAACAAUCCUGAUGUGCCACCAUCAAAUGAGAGACUGAUUCAUGUAAACCUGGAUUCUAACUUUCAAAAUGAUGAUGAAUGAAGAUAAUAGUAACAGUAAUAAUGAUAGCUAAAAACUACUGCCCAUGAUUUUCUAGAGAAGCACAGGAAGAGCCAGGCAUGCAUCACAGUCCUUGGAUGUGUUGGCUUGUGUGUUGGAAAGGCUGGAAAACAUGCAUCCUCAGAUGAUGCCAUUUCAGAAGAUAUAUGGUAUUGGACCAACUCACAUUGUCAUUCUUUGCUCAUGCACUCUGUUAUUUCCUCACUCUUUGUCUUCACAGUUAACAAUUAACACUUAAAAUUUCUAUCACUUCUUGAUUUGCACAUCUUAUUUAGCACAUGAUACAAUAGUACAGCUUACUUCAUUCAUAUAUCUUGUGACAAGUACUGCAUUUUUUCAAGGAAAUAUAAUGAACAUCUGGUUGUGAAAGUAGGCAUCAAUGUACAAUGCAUAAUGAUUGUAAUAAUGACAGUGGGUCAACAACUGAAUGACUGAGCCAAAUGAUCAAAAUACUGAGUAAUUAAUGAGUCAAUAUGAAUGGAAAACUGAUUACUGACAUGUACUUGCUCUCUCUUUAUUAGAAGAUUCAUUACCAAGAAAUGUUUUGCUCAUUGUACUUCAAUUUUUCUUUAAGUAGUUAUAAGUUUUUGAAUCAGGAAUUCUGGAAGAUUUCUAUGAUUGUAAUUAAUAAUAAUAACAUUCAGUGAAUGUUUUCUUCAGAAAUGUAUUACUCUGGCAAGGCAGGGGAUGUCUGUAUUAUUUAAAAAAAAAUCACAUUUCUUAUGCUGACCAAACAAUGAAGCAGUCGUAGGCUUGCUUUUUAGUUGUCAGCACUACCACAAGGCCACAGUGAACAAGUCACCAACAAUAAAAGUUUUCAUAACA